AUGGUCUCCACCAUCUCUAUCAUCGCCCCUCCCACCGCCGUUCCCAUCAAGGGCAAUGCCUCCAUCUUCAACAUCGGGAACUUCCCCGGCAUCUUCGACCGCAUCUUCCGCGCCGCCACCAAGAGCAGCCUUCUGGACGCGCGUGCCACCUGUCUGGCCUGGAGCAACCGGAUUGACGAACUCACACUCGCCUAUGCGACCAUCAUGGAGUACAAGUUCGUCGACUCCGAACCCCCUCCUUAUGGGCAAACCAAAACCUGCUCUUUCCAGGUCCGCCACUUUGUUCGGAGCACCAUCGGCGCCUUGUUCCCGAGCAGCAUUCUCACCACACCUGCUGCCAUGGUUAUCACCACCCUUGACGUGCGCGGAUGCACCUCGCUUCCACCGCUCGUCCUCCCAAACCUAACAGUGCUCGUCAUUGACGAGUACUGCCCGAUCAUCCCGGCGCCCCGAGUCGUCCAAGUUUCCCAGCUCUUUGCGACUCAUCUCAACGCGACGAGGAACGUUCACAUCUCGCUCAACCCCGCUCUACGAGAUGAGGUCACAUGGCUCUUCGAAUACGCGACGCACGAGGACUUCGUUUUCGCUCGCCACCCCUUGAACAUCCCCACGCGUGUGAAGGCGGUAGCACUGGCGGCAGUGCGUGUCCCUCUUCGAGUCGUUCGUCCCAACUCAUGGACUUGCAACAACUGCCACUUAGUGGUUCCAGACUGGUUCGCCGUUCCCACGGCCUCUGAGCCUCACGUCCAUGACAGGAGCCACCUCCAGCCGGCUGACUUCACACCCGCACUUCUCGAAGACCUUGCGACGGAGGUGAGUAACAGCACAGCGACCACCUUCAAGUUCGUUGGGACAUGGGACAGGCGGUGGGUCAUGCAGUACCGUGACGACGCGUCAUUCGAAGACAAGCUCCGCUGGGCGGCGUGUAACUACAUCCCUCACGAAGCGUAUACGGGGGAGGACUUUGACGCCGACUUCACUGUCCAUCAGGUCCCCAACGUACAGUUUGUGGAGGCGGAUGAGGGGGUGGACGAUGUGAUGGAGCGCAUGGCGUCAUUGACACUGGGAUGA
This is a messenger RNA of Cutaneotrichosporon cavernicola, 1071 nucleotides long. RefSeq lists its product as uncharacterized. The transcript has a single exon. The coding region runs from base 1 to 1071 and encodes 356 amino acids. The record is from RefSeq and is a predicted model, not a curated record. NCBI's taxonomy places the organism in Eukaryota, Fungi, Basidiomycota, Tremellomycetes, Trichosporonales, Trichosporonaceae.